AAAUUAGGGGUGUCUCUUGUGGUUUCGUCGUUUUCAUAAGUAACAAGAAAAAUAGGCAAAUCUGGGCUCUUCCUCAGUCUCAUUGUCACUAAAACAUUUCCUUCAACUGUCAUUCUCUCAGGCGACUCUUGCCAUUGACCUCUCUCUUUAGUAAAGUCUCUCUCUCUUUCUUCCCCCAUGGUGCUUCACAAGCAAGCUCUCUUGCUCACAUUCAUCUCAGUUCUUGGAUUCCAUCAACUGCCUUCACCAACAGAAGCAGAAUGUCCACUGGACUUGACCUCAUCAAACUUCACUCUCGUCGCCUCCGUCUGCUCCACCAACGCCGACAGAGCCAAAUGCUGCCGCUACAUGAACGCCUUCGUCGCCGUAUCCGUCUCCCGCUACGCUAACCACACGGCGGAUCUCGGAGUGGCACCAGAGUUAACCUCCAUCUGCAUCACCACCAUCUCAAGAACCAUGGAGCUCUACGGCAUCCCAACUAACGCGACGCUCUUCUGCGGACUAGGGACCAAGAUCCUCGUCAGCUACGACUGCGAAGGUCUCACCACUGUUACUCAAAUGCUUCAGUCCCCAAAGUUUGGAGAUGUUUCAAGAAACUGCGAGCUGCCGUUUCGUUGCAAGAGCUGCUUGAACUCUGGUAUCACUUACAUUCGUAGUUUGGUGGAUAGAGGGAAUAACAUUAAGAUGAGUACUUGUAGGGAUGCGACCUACGCUGCUUUAGCUAGCCGUGUUGAUAGUAGUUCUGCUCUUGAGCUUGCUAGCUGCUUCUUUAACGUGUCUGAGCUUACCACCACUCCAGAGUUUCCAUUGAGUCCAGAAGCUUCUCCAGUUCCAGUGGUAGCUGAUAGUCCAAGUGGCAAUGAUGAUCUUGUUCUGUCUCCAAGAAGAAGUCACCAUGGUUAUCACUUGACGGUGGUUCCGGCUAUUGGGAUCGCUGUUACAGUGUUUUCUGUUAUGAUGCUCGCCGUGUUAAUAGUUCUUAUCCAAAGAAAGAAACGGGAGCUUGAUGAUGAUGACUCCGAGGGCAAGGAUCAUAAUCCAACGAAGACCCUCCCUAAAGUGAUGAUGAUUCAUGAAGGUAGUUCGUUGGCUUUUAGGAAAUUUAGCUACAGGGAGAUAAGGAAAGCAACUAAAGAGUUCAGCAGUGUGAUUGGCAGUGGGGGGUUUGGGACUGUUCAUAGAGGUGAGUUUAGUAAUGGGUUGGUUGCAGCUGUGAAAAGGAUGAAGAGGAGCUCUGAACAAGCGGAUGAUGAGUUUUGCAGAGAGAUUGAGCUUCUAGCCAGGCUGCAUCACCGCCAUCUAGUUGCUUUGAAAGGCUUUUGUACUAAGAAGAACGAGAGGUUCCUUGUCUACGAGUAUAUGGCCAAUGGGAGCUUGACGGAUCAUCUACAUUCCACAGAGAAACCUCCACUUAGUUGGGCAACUAGGAUGAAAAUCGCAAUCGAUGUGGCUAAUGCUCUGGAAUACCUUCAUCUAUACUGUGACCCACCUUUAUGUCACAGAGACAUAAAGUCAAGCAACAUAUUACUCGACGACAACUUUGUUGCUAAGCUUGCAGAUUUUGGCCUUGCACAUGCUUCAAGAGAUGGCUCCGUUUGUUUUGAACCUAUUAAUACUGAUAUCCGUGGAACUCCAGGCUAUGUAGAUCCAGAGUAUGUUGUAACACAAGAACUGACAGAGAAGAGCGACGUGUACAGCUACGGAGUGGUGUUGCUAGAGAUCAUAACAGGGAGAAGAGCUGUCGACGAAGGCAGGAAUCGGGUGGAAAUGUCACAGCCUUUACUGGUAUCAGAAUCAAGAAGGGUGGAUCUGGUGGAUCCGAGAAUCAAAGACUGCAUAGACGGUGAGCAGCUGGAGACAGUGGUGGCGGUUGUGAGAUGGUGCACUGAGAAAGAAGGCGUAGCAAGGCCAUCGAUCAAGCAAGUCUUGAGGCUGUUGUGUGAGAGCUGUGAUCCGUUGCAUAUGGAGCUUGCAAUGGCGGUUGAAGAGCACAAAGGGAGGUCACUGAGAGGUGGUGGUGACUCAGGGUUGGCUUCUUCCUCUAGUACUACUUCAAGGUCGCAUUGUAGCAGGAGUUUCCUGCUUGAAACUGGCUCUCCACCGAAUGGUCUCUCCUUUUGAGUCUUAAGUCACUUCUAGAAAUUUGGUAUUUUGGAUAAUAAUCAACUUGUUUUCUAAUUGCAAUUUUUUGGAAUAUAUAUGUUUUCUAACAGAGUCAA
Brassica rapa (field mustard) is the source of this 2219-nucleotide messenger RNA. RefSeq names its product probable receptor-like protein kinase At1g49730. Gene Ontology annotation, molecular function: ATP binding; protein kinase activity. NCBI's taxonomy places the organism in Eukaryota, Viridiplantae, Streptophyta, Magnoliopsida, Brassicales, Brassicaceae. The record is from RefSeq and is a predicted model, not a curated record. Gene Ontology annotation, biological process: protein phosphorylation.